CUAACUUACAAGAGGAAUAACAAGACAGUGGCUGCAAGUUCGUAACAGUUCGCGGCACUAACACUUCUCCUGAAUAUGUCACAAACAGGACCUCCACCCAGAUGGCGGAACUGUCCCAGAAGAGGACAGCCCGUGGCAGGUAAAUUCCUGCCAAUGAAAACAAUGUUGGACGAGACCUACGAUGACCAAGUUGUAGCUGAGCACAGGUUUCACCCGAGCAUGUUGUUCAACUACUUGAGAAGUCUUAAAGUUAAAUUGGGUUUGCUGGUGGAUUUGACCAACACUAAACGCUUUUAUAACCCCAACAACCUGGAAAAAGAAGGCAUCAAAUAUAUGAAACUCCCAUGUAAAGGCCACAAAGAAUGUCCUUCCAAAGACACGACAGCGUCGUUCAUCCGAUUAUGUGAACAUUUCAUGGCGAAGAAUCCAACAGAAUUGAUAGGGGUUCACUGCACACACGGCUUCAACAGGACAGGAUUCCUGAUAUCUGCAUACCUGGUGGAGAAGAUGGACUGGAGCAUCGAAGCGGCUGUGGCAGCAUUUGCCAACGCCCGAGCUCCAGGGAUUUACAAGGGAGACUACCUCAAAGAGCUUUUCCGUCGUUAUGGAGAUGAGGAGGACACACCCCCAGCCCCUGAACUGCCCGACUGGUGCUUCGAAGAUGGAGAUGGGGACGACGGAGAUGACGAUGACGGCAAUGCAGUCGGCCCGCAGUCGGGCCCCAGCUCUUCUGGGUCUGGGCCCGGGAAACGAAAGAAGGAGAAGUUGAAACUGGGUGCAGUGUUCCUUGAAGGCAUCUCAGUGAAAGGUGUCACACAGGUCAUGACGCAACCCAAACUUGGCGAGAUCCAACGAAUGUGUCAGGAGAUGAGCGGCUGGGAUAGGUCUGGUUUUCCUGGUGCUCAGCCCGUGUCCAUGGACAGGCAAAACCUACGCUUCCUCGAGCAGAGUCCAUACAAAGUCAGCUGGAAAGCUGACGGCACACGGUACAUGAUGGUGAUCAACGGCAGAAAUGAAGUGUUCAUGGUCGACAGGGACAACACUGUGUUCCACAUAGCAAACCUAGAGUUUCCUUUCCGCAAGGAUCCACGUGUCCACUUAUCUAACACUCUAAUGGAUGGGGAGAUGAUUAUCGACAAGGUGAAUGGCCAGCCAGUCCCCCGUUAUCUGAUAUACGACAUCAUCAAAUUUAACGGACAGCCUGUCGGCCAGUGUGACUUCAACACCCGCCUGCUGUGCAUAGAAAAGGAAAUCAUUUCACCGCGCAUGGAAAAGAUGAGGAACGGCCAGAUUGACAAAACCAAGGAACCCUUCAGCGUCAGGAAUAAGCCGUUCUUUGAUAUCCAUGCAUCCCGAAAGCUUCUGGAAGGCAGCUUUACGUCCCAGGUCAGCCAUGAGGUUGAUGGACUUAUCUUCCAGCCAUGCGGGCGGUACAAGCCUGGCAGAUGUGAUGACAUUCUGAAGUGGAAGCCCCCAAAUCUGAACUCGGUGGACUUUCGUCUCAAGAUCACCAAAGUGGGAGGAGAGGGGCUGCUCACAAAGACCGUCGGCCUGUUAUAUGUCGGCAACUACAACAGACCCUUCGCCAGCAUGUCGGCCACUAAGGAGCUGAAGGAAUACGACAACAAGAUCAUAGAGUGCACCUUUGCUAACAACAGCUGGGUGUUCAUGAGGCAGAGGGUCGACAAGAGUUUCCCAAACUCCUACGAUACCGCCAUGGCCGUCUGUAAGAGCAUCCAAGAGCCCGUCACCAAGGAGAUACUGUUGGAGUAUGUGGACCGCUUGGGAGUCCAAGCCCAGAACCGUAAACACCCAGCAGACCCUGAUGCGGCACUCAUGCCACCUCCGCCUCCAAAGAGACCCAAUCGGGCGGUACCGUAGUCAACGGCUGCUGCACAGUCGCCGUACACGUCCACACACCACCAGCUACGUCAUCGUCAUCCUCCUCCACCCAACCUGACGCUUCAAGGCUUUUUGACCUUGUGUACAUUUGCUUUAAUAUUCUGUACGUGUAAAGAACUUCACUGACUGCCUCAGCGUCGUUAGCGUAUCUUAGCUCUAACUUGUAGCAUUUUUUUGCUGGUGUUCUUAAGACAUUACAAAAACGAUGUGUUGGGAUUUAUUUUUAUUUUCUUUUUGUUUUUUUUCUAUUUAUCCUUUUUUAAAGUAUGAGCUCAUCGGUAUUUAUCUACAAAGGAUGUCAUCGUGGCUCCAGAAAACACAGAUCUUGCAGACCAUAUUUGAUUUUGUCAAACAUUUCCUCACAUUGUGUUUUUGAAGAAGUAAACAUAAAUGAAACUGUGUUCCUGACCUUGCUGUAUUUAAAAGCAAAUUCAAGUUUGUUUGUUUUUUUAAUGAUGUCUGGGCUGCAUGAGUUGCACUCUUGAUUUGUUUGUUUUCCUAGUGCUGUUGCUAAUGCUCAGUCUCAGGCGCUGCCGAAGGGCCAUUUGUGUGGAGUUCAGUUUUUUUAAGGCCACAUGGGUGACGGCUCGGCUGCUCAGAAAGGUAACCACUGGAGAAUGAAAAACUGUAAAGUCAUUGUAUCUGCCAUGAGAAAAUGAUUUUCGUUUAUUCUGUUUUUCUAGGAAUAGGCAAACAGCUGGAUUUUGAACCCACAGCCUUCCAGCUGUUCCAAAAUUAGAAGAAGAAGAAAAACAAAGUAUUUUCCUAAAUUCUACCAGAGGUUCAUUGGACUCAGUGUCUUGUUAGAAACAAUGACCUGCCCAAACAGAGCACCCUGUUGUUUAUGAAGCUGAGCAUUAAUCAGAGCCCAUUCUUCUGCUAACCCAGACUAUACGUUUUCCUGUCGAGUUUUUGUCCCCACUUCUUCUUUUCAUUUCUUCACUUCUCCUUUUUUUGUCCCCACUUCUUGCACAACAGAGAACCUGCCGAACUUAGCUGAAUACUUUCUGCCCGAUGUGGGAGGAAGGAUUGAUUGCGGAGGCAUGAGACUUGAGAGAAAGAAAUGAACCUUUGCCGUUUAGUUCUAGAACUAGACACAACAGCAACUGAACAUUUCACCAACCACAAGCUGAAAUGUUCAGCAAUGAUCAAUCAGAUGCAAAGUAGAGGCAACGAUGCCUCCACUGUCCUUCCAGCUAAAGUCCCGUCUGUUUAAGGGCAAACUAGCAACUACCAUAAUUCUCCUGUUAUGCAGGAAAAUACAUUUGGAGCAUUUUAAAGUCUUUUUAGAUGAACCAUGUUGGAAUGCAGAAGUUUUGCGGGCUUCAUCGUGCGUACUGGAUCCUCAUUGGUAUUUUGAGUUUGGUAUCAGUGAUAACUGAGAAUGCCAGUAUGCGGGGUCAAGGUUUGAUUUUUGUGAUUAAAAUAAACAGUUGAUGAAGAUCUCUGAAUUUCUAACACAGUGUGCUCUCUUCAGUAGUCACUGUGGACUUUCAUGCUAUUUGUUGUUUUUCUUGGUCAAAACCAUACCUGUGUCUACCUGUGGAUAAAUAGGACGUGAACUGUACCAUUCCCUUGGUGCGAAGAGCAACUACUCAUUAGCAUAAGUUACAUCAGCAGAAUCCCCUGAACAACCGUGUCUGUCUGCUCUGUAACGUCAUGGACUUGUUAACCCUUGACCUUCAUGUUAAUGACCAAACAUGAAGAUGAUUUCCCAUCAGGUUUUUAAACCUUCUUCGCCUUUCCCCACUGGGUGUACCUGUUGCCAGGUAGCAUUUGUUUUGAUUUGAUUUUUCUCUUUCCUGUCCUCUCAUUACCCAGUUGCUAGGAGUGUUGUCUGUGUCUGCGCUGGUUUGCAGUUUGUUGGAAUGAUUUAUUCCUCUGCUUUCACAUGCAGCAGACUUGUUAGAAGAUCUGUCUUCUGUCUCGACCCAGAACUGUCCACACUUUUUGGGGUUGGAAAAAAAUGUUGGCAACUUUUCCUUAUGUAUUUCUAUCAAGAUUUUUUCAGAGAAAACUAAAAAUGCUUCUGUUGUGUUUGUGAUAUAAGUAAAUCCUGGAAAUUCA
Cynoglossus semilaevis (tongue sole) is the source of this 3969-nucleotide messenger RNA. RefSeq names its product RNA guanylyltransferase and 5'-phosphatase (gene rngtt). Gene Ontology annotation, biological process: protein dephosphorylation; 7-methylguanosine mRNA capping. Gene Ontology annotation, molecular function: mRNA guanylyltransferase activity; mRNA 5'-triphosphate monophosphatase activity; ATP binding. The transcript has 16 exons. The coding region runs from base 76 to 1881 and encodes 601 amino acids. NCBI's taxonomy places the organism in Eukaryota, Metazoa, Chordata, Actinopteri, Pleuronectiformes, Cynoglossidae. The record is from RefSeq and is a predicted model, not a curated record.